This is a messenger RNA of Dictyostelium discoideum AX4, 708 nucleotides long. RefSeq lists its product as hypothetical. The record is from RefSeq and is a predicted model, not a curated record. The transcript has a single exon. NCBI's taxonomy places the organism in Eukaryota, Evosea, Eumycetozoa, Dictyosteliales, Dictyosteliaceae. The coding region runs from base 1 to 708 and encodes 235 amino acids.
AUGUCACAAAAUUAUACCUAUUCAAAAUUAAAGAAACCAAGUUAUGUAUCAGGUUCCAGUAAUAAAUCAUCUUCACAUACAACAUCGUCAUCACCUUAUAAAAAAAAAGAAAUUGAACCAAAAGAAAACUAUGAACCAAUAACACCUGAAGGAGUUUAUUUAUAUGAUAAAGAUUACACACAUUUUGUAGUUCAUUGUAGUAAAUCAUCAUAUAAUGAAUAUAUUGGUAGAUAUAAUCCAAAAUUUCCAUCAACAAAUAAUUAUAAAUUUGGUAAUCCAUUUGUUGUAGGAAAAGAUGGUGAUCGUAAUACAGUAGUUAAAAAAUAUAGAGAUUGGAUAUUUUCACCAGAACAAAAUGAUUUAUUUAAUGCUGCAAAGGAAUUGAAAGGUAAAAUACUUGCUUGUUGGUGUUCACCUUUAAAUUGCCAUGGUUUUGUUUUAUCUGAAAUUGCCAAUUCAUCAAUUACAAAUAAACCAGAGCAAAUAUUACAACAAUCUGAGGUAAUAUCUCAACAACCACAACAAUCCCAACAACCACAACAAACACAACAAACACAACAAACACAACAAACACAACCACAGCAACCACCACAACCAGUACAAUCCCAACCAAAAAUUCAAACAAGAUCCUCUACAAUGUCAACGUCAGAUUUAAAAAAACCUUUGUUUGAUGAUAAGGAUUUUCCACCUUUGGGAGGUAAAAAAUAA